Molecule: messenger RNA, 2170 nt
Organism: Vicia villosa (hairy vetch)
Lineage: Eukaryota; Viridiplantae; Streptophyta; Magnoliopsida; Fabales; Fabaceae
Product: protein FAR-RED IMPAIRED RESPONSE 1-like
Exons: 1
Coding region: 1-1323 (440 amino acids)
Biological process (GO): regulation of DNA-templated transcription
Source: RefSeq, a predicted model, not a curated record
AUGGAAUUCAUUGGUGAAAUUGAAGAGCCUGUUAUUAGUGAGAAUGCCAACAAUGAUUCAUAUGCUAGUGAUUUAGAGGCUAAUAAUUUUCAAGAACCUUGCUUGGAAAUGGAAUUUGAGUCACAAGAAAAUGCUUAUUCUUUUUAUGUUCAGUAUGCUAAAUGUGUUGGAUUUGGUGUUUCCAUCAAAAGUAGUCGCCGUUCAAAGAUUUCUAGACAAUUUAUUGAUGUCAAAUAUGCUUGCACAAGAUAUGGAAAUAAACGAGAGUCGACUUCCCAAAAUCCACGGCCUUGUUUGAAGGUGGAUUGUAAGGCUGGCUUGCAUAUUAAAAGAAGAUGUGAUGGAAAGUGGGUUAUCCAUGGCUUCAUUAAAGAUCAUAAUCAUGAACUUUUCCCAACAUAUGCACAUUAUUUUCCUUGUCAUAGAAGCAUCAAUAAAGCUCAAAAGCAAUGUAUUGAUACUUUGCAACAUGUUGGAGUGAGAACAAAUAAAAUUUAUGCCACAAUGGCCAAACAACACGGAGGAUAUGAAAAAGUUGGUUGUUUGGAGAAAGAUGUUAGAAAUCAUUUGGAUAAGGAACGUCGUCUGAAUUUAGAAUCAGGAGAUGCAAAUGCAAUGUUGGAGUGUUUUAUGCUUAUGCAAGAAGAAAAUCCAAGAUUUUUUUAUGCAUUUGAUUUGGAUGAUGAUGGUCGUGUAAAAAAUGUAUUUUGGGUGGAUGCAAAUGGUAGAGAUGACUAUCAAGAAUUUGGAGAUGUGAUUUCAUUUGAUACCACAUAUAUCACAAACAAAUACAAAAUGCCAUUUGCUCCAUUCAUUGGUGUGAAUAAUCACUUUCAAUCAAGACUCCUUGGUUGUGCAUUACUAGCAAAUGAGUCAUCUGAGAGUUUCAUAUGGUUGAUGAAAAUAUGGCUUAGGGCAAUGGGCGGCAAACCUCCAAAUGCAAUAAUAACCGAUCAAGAUAAAGCAAUGAAAGUGGCCAUUGAAGAGGUAUUUCCAAACACUCGACAUCGGUUUUGUUUGUGGCAUAUACUUAGAAAGGUGCCCGAGAAGUUAAGCCAUGUAAUGAGAAAAAAUGAAGAUUUCACCCGUGAUUUUAACGCAUGUAUUUACAAGUCUCGGUCAAUACAACAAUUUGAAGAUAAAUGGAAAGAAAUGGUAGAGAAAUUUCAACUGUCAGAGGAUGGGUGGAUUCGAUCUUUGUAUGGAGAACGUGGACAUUGGGUUCCUGUUUACAUGAAAGAUACAUUUUUUGGUGGCUUGUCAACGACUCAAAGAUCAGAGAGCAUUAACUCUUUUUUCGACAAAUAUGUUGUCAUACCCUAAUUUUUGACCCCCCUGAGAUGACAUAUCUUCAGGAUUUUUCAUCAGGUCAAGACAAGUACCCAGAGCAGUCAUUUCUCCAUCUGAUACCUAAUCGAGGAUGCACAAAGACAAGAAAGCUCAGGCAAAGGAUCAAUCAAUACAAAGAUUAGCCUCUAAUACAAUCAUGGAGCUCAAAAACUUCACUUUUCUCAUCUAUGAUUGAUUAGACAUCCAGUCAUAUGAGUACAGGCUUACUCAGGUCACCAGACUAGGGUUUUGAGCCUAUCAAGGACUAAAAUCAGGGAUCACAUUUGGGAAACCCUAAGAAACCUCAGAGGGUCAUUCAAAGACAUCAAUCAUCUUCAAAUAACUCAUAUUACAAGGUCUACUGGACAUCACACUUCAAUUCAAAGUCUACAGUCAUUACUUUCACAUGGUCGACAAAUUAGGGUUUUGACCUAAUUCACCAAGAUAGUUGACUUCUGAUCAGGGCAUGAAUCCAAAACUCAAGACAUGAUUCAAGGAUCUCUACUACCUCCAUAUAAUCCAUUUAUAUCAUCCAUUUGGGGAGAAGAUCUUAUUUCUACACAAAAGCCCAAAAAUUCACUUUGUCAGGAAAAAGUCAACUGUGAAGGAUCAUCAUUGACUUUUAAGGUUUUUGGUCAAAAAAUGACUUUCAAAGAUCAAUAUCAUCAAUAUAUGGAUAUCAAAGUCAUUUGGCCAAAGAAAUUCAAAGAAAUUCAUCAAGGAGCGAAAAGUCGGGAAUUAGGGUUUUUAAAGGCAUGGUGAGAUCUCAAAAUUUCACCUACACAACUCAAAAAACUUCCAACAUGAAAGUUGUAGAUCUUGCAAAAUAAAACAACAUCUU